Staurois parvus is the source of this 351-nucleotide messenger RNA. Lineage: Eukaryota; Metazoa; Chordata; Amphibia; Anura; Ranidae. The record is from the annotation of a GenBank genome assembly.
AUGCUGCUAGCCACGUCCAGAGUCUGUCAUGGUCCCUGUACGGCCUCCCAUUGCUGCAGUCCUCCAUCGCCACAACUCUGCCAAGUGCCACUUUCAGGUCUCCUCACACUGCUGGUUUGUGUUCCAUUUUUUGUCAUAGGGUGCUGGCAGAUUACGGGCCUCCCAUAGCUGCUGCCUGCCAGCCCCUAAUCUGCCAUGGUGCCCCUAUACCGCCUCCUCAUGCUGCUGCCAAGUCCAGAGUCUCUCAUGGGGUCCCUGUACGCGCCUCCCAUUGCUGCUGUCUCCAUCGCCACACUCUGCCAUGUGCCACUUUCAGGAUCUCCUCACACUGCUGGUCGUGUUCCAUUUUUU